This is a messenger RNA of Misgurnus anguillicaudatus (oriental weatherfish), 1628 nucleotides long. RefSeq lists its product as uncharacterized. The record is from RefSeq and is a predicted model, not a curated record. Gene Ontology annotation, biological process: regulation of transcription by RNA polymerase II; embryo development. NCBI's taxonomy places the organism in Eukaryota, Metazoa, Chordata, Actinopteri, Cypriniformes, Cobitidae. Gene Ontology annotation, molecular function: RNA polymerase II transcription regulatory region sequence-specific DNA binding; DNA-binding transcription factor activity, RNA polymerase II-specific. Gene Ontology annotation, cellular component: nucleus.
AAGAAGACGACAUAAGAGGUGCGCCGCUGGUUGAGGUAGGAUUUAGGAGGCAAAUUAAACGAUACAAAAUACGGCUUAGUAUAAAAAAAUUAACAUUAUUAAACAAUGUAUUUUACAGUAUUGUAAUACUUUAUUGUAAAGUACUGACUGAGAGAGUUCUUCCACUAGUGCCAACAUUUACACAGGUUCACAGGAAUCAUUCACAAUAACACCUCAACAUACUCAACAACAAAGAGGUCUGACAAGAAUGAAAGAGAAAGGUCAACAACAAAAUGAAAUGGAGGAUGAACAUCAGCACCAACAUUUUACAAGUCAAGAAAAUCGCUUACAGACUGAUGAGGAUUCACCUGAAGAAAGAGAAGCAGCUAAAAUCUCUUUUACACAAAUAGGACAUUCAAAUAUUGAUGUAAACACUUGCACAGGAGAAAUGCAAUACACCUGUCCUCAUUGUGAAAAGACUUGCACAAGAAAAAGCCACCUUGAGGAUCAUUUAUUAAGUCACGCUGAUGAGAAGACCUUUGCGUGCCCUCAGUGUGAUAAGAGUUUUAAACGACAAAGAAAUCUUGAUGCUCACAUAGAGACUCAUACAGUAGAAAAGCUAUACAGCUGCCCUCAAUGUGAAAAGAACUACAGACGUAAAGGGGAUUUUGAGAAGCAUUUAGUCGCUCACACUCGUGAGAAGCGCUUCACCUGCCCUAAGUGUAAAAAUGAAUUUUUGCGAAAAAAACAUCUUAAUCUUCACAUAAAGACUCACGCUUUCACUUGCCCUCAGUGUGAAAAAGGUUUUUUACGAAAAUGUAAUCUUCGUGUUCACUUAAAGGCUCACAUUAAAGAGAAACGUGAAAAAUCCCUGAAAGAACAUAAAAUGAGUCGCACUGCUCACAAACCUCUCUCUUGCCCUCAAUGUGGAAAGAGUUUUAAAACCAGAAGAAACCUUAAUCUUCACGUAAGGAUUCAUGGUUUGAAUCGGCCUUACACCUGUCCUCAUUGUGGGAAGAGUUUAACAACAAAAACACAUUUAGAAACUCACAUACGCAUUCACACUGGAGAGAAACCUUUCGUCUGCCCGCAGUGUGACAAGAGUUUUACACAACGAGGAGCUCUUCAGUAUCACAUACGACUUCAUACAGGUGAGAGACCUUUCUCUUGCCAUCUGUGUGAUAAGAGUUACAUACAGCCACAGGGUGUCAGACUUCAUCUGCUGUCUGCCCAUUCUGUCAAAAAACUUUAAAAGUGUUCACAUUGUGGAAAGAGUUUUAUUGAAUCUGUGAGGCUGAUCAAACACAAGUGACUGUAUACUGGAGAGAAGCUGCACCGCUGUCAUUCAUGUUGAAGAAGUUUCAGACGAUCACACAGCUGCAGACUCACAGAGAAAAGCGCAGUGAACAAAGAUCAAAUUCAGUCUUCAGGUCUAAACACGUUAUGCGAAAUGAAGAUAAACCUGAUGAUUGAUAAUUUAUUUACUCCAAAAUAUAUUAAUUUUAUUGGAUUACAUCAAGUGGUGAUAAGGUCAUGCGUUCAAUACCAGGAACACACAUGCUGAUGAAAUGUACAGCUUUAAUUGUAUUGUUAAAAGUAUUGUAACUUGCUUUGAAUUAAAGCGUCAGGAAAAUGCAAUGAAAUAUAAA